Molecule: messenger RNA, 2261 nt
Organism: Stegodyphus dumicola
Lineage: Eukaryota; Metazoa; Arthropoda; Arachnida; Araneae; Eresidae
Source: RefSeq, a predicted model, not a curated record
ACCUGCAUGGCAUCGUUUUUGUUUAGAACCAUGGCCAUUUACUUUCUCGUUAUGAGUUUUGACAUUUUAUCACGAUGGCUUGCUACUUGAAUUUCGCAAUUAAUAUAAAUAUGGUUUAUACGAGCAAAGUUUUUGAUGAGCUCAACGUAUGAAGUAGCACUAUUGACAGUUCCAGUGUCCAACAACUAUGUUACGGAAAAUAACCAGCGUGUGAAACUACUUGAUGCUGUGCUUGUAAAGUGACCAUGUAGGCAUAAAAGGUAUUAACAAGAUAUGCAACAUUUCUUUCUACUUUUAAUAUGAAAGUCAUGCUAUUAAAUCUAAUUAUGUGCUGUCUUUGUGUCAUUUGAAUGGAACAGAUGAAAACAAAACGUUUUGUUCUACUUCUUGCUUGUGUUUUAUGUACCACUGUUGUUGUUCUCCUCUAUGGAGAUCCAUCGGUUCAACCUUCUAUUCAAAAUUUGGUGACAGAAACUCACACUCGUAUUGCUCAUUGGAAAUCCUUUCAGGCUAGUAGCGAUGCAUUAAAAGUCCCGGAUCCAGAAGAAAAGUAUUUAAAGAAACUUGGAUUCCAUGUUGAUGAACCUCGAUUAUAUCCUAAGAGCCGAUGGUCAAAUGUCUCUUUGCCUGUUUUCUUGACAGCAGUUUCAUCUAGUGAUGCUAAUUUCAUCAUUGGCUUCCUGAAGUCUUUCCAACAUUUCUUCCCGAAUUCCUUAUUGGUUAUAUAUGAUUUGGGUAUAAAUCCAUCAGAAUACUCAUUGAUCAACGGGAUUUGCAAUUCAUCGAACUGUAUCCUUAGAACUUUUGAUUUUAAUUCAUAUCCUUCUCAUAUUAGAAAUCUGCAAAUGUUUGCUUAUCGACCGAUUAUAAUCCAGGAGGUUUUAAAUGAAGCUGGAGCUGUAAUUAUGAUGGAUGUGCAAUAUGUAUUUACAUCAGGAGAAAUACAUAAUAUUUUGAGUCAAGCUGAGAAAGAUGGACUUGUUUCAUGGACCAUCAACCAGCCUACAUCAGCUUUAACUCAUCCACGUAUGUUUGAUUAUUUCAACACCAAACAAGAGAAAUACUUUUUUCACAGAAUGGUGCAGCCAAAUCACAUUGUGUUAUAUAACUUAAAUUCCAUUCAUUUUGGUUUGAUGUUUCCUUGGGUUAAGUGCGCUCUUGUUCCAAAUUGUAUUGCACCGAUUGGUGCCCAAAAUUCUGGUUGCAGGUUUGAUAAAAAACCUCUCUAUCGUUAUUCUGGCUGCCAUCGUUAUGAUAUGUCUGCUUUAAAUGUUGUUCUUGGCCUUAUGUUUGACUUUUCAUCUAGUCAUUAUGCUGCCAGAGAAGAAUUUAAAUUUUUUCGCCAUGUGGAUAUUGAAAAAGAAUUGACACUGGACUCUGAAAAAAAUUCUACAGUUUUUCCUGAUUCCGCUUGAAAACACUUUUUAUUAGAUCUUUUGAAAAUUUCUGUACAUUCCUUGUCUUGUAAUGUGUGUAUACUUAUUAAAACAAGUUUGAUUAAUUAGUGUUUUUCUUACAACCACCAAAUAUGAAAAUUACAAACUCUUUUGUUUGUCAGUGAUAAGAAUGAACAAAUUAUUUUGUCUUUAUGUAUUUUAUGAUGGACUUUUGAAGUGAAAUUUUUGUAAAAUAUCCUUGCUUGUUGUAUUUUACAUGAACUAAUAUGUACAUAAAAAUUGUGCUUUCCUGUAUGUUAUAGUUGUCUUAUCUCAGUAUCAUUUCAAAAGAUUGGGGGAAAAAACUAAGGGCACAUACAAAUUCUGCAGUAAAACUCUGUUUUAACAAAUUAAUGAUUGUGAAGUCGUUAUCUGGCAUAAAAUGGGAAAAUGUACAAUGAAAAUUAAGAACAUUGUUUUGUAACUAUGAGUUUAUUACAAGAAAAUGCAGUUAAAGUAUGUAAAAUCCAAUGAGUAUUAAGUUUCCUAUUGUAAUAAUCGUCUUCAGGAAUAAUGUGAGUGGUAAUUUGCUGAAAAUAGUCUCCAUGGACUGACUGCAAAAAAAUUCAUUAGGAAUGUACUGAAAGUUUUUAAUAUAUCAAAUUGUUUGAUGCUUCUAUUUUCAGGGAGUGUAUUCACUUUCAUAGAUGCAAAUUUUUGUCGAGGUGAUUUAUAAAUAACUGGAGAUAUUUGAAUGUUAUUUUUGACAAUGAUUUCACAAUUCAUUAUGUUUGCAUUCAGUAGCAAUAUGAUUCAUUUAAUUACAUCAUAAAGCUUGUAUUUGCUUUUGAAUAAUGAAAUUUAAUAAAAAUGGGAGAUAAUUGU